UACAGCAUCACUCGGCCAGUAACAUGUGUAGCUAUAUAGGUUGAUAAUAACACGAACGGAUGAAUGUUACCGUUAUGAAGUGGAUAAAGGUGUUCCUACUGACGAUCGGCGUUGUGCAUGCUUCCUGUCCACACGAAGAUCCAGCACUCCGGCCAUGGUCGAACCCUGGCAGCUGGCCGAGCGGAAUGAUUCCAGGCUUCAUGGAAGAGGUGAAGAUUCAUACUGCUAUUUUAUUGGACAUCACCCCGCCAGCAUUAAAAAGCUUGACAAUAUCGCAUGGUGGCCGGCUGGUAUGGAAACCCACAGGGAGAGUCAACCUGACAGUGGGGUUUCUUCUCAUACAAGGACGGAUGGAUAUUGGGUCGGAUGACUGCAAGUAUGGAGGAAGGACCAUUAUCACUUUUACAGGUAAACGUGGUGAAUAUGAUGUAAUUGGCUUUGGAGAGAAGUUUAUCGGCGUGGACAGUGGAGGUAUACUUGAGCUUCACGGACGAGAAAAGGUGUCAUGGACAAAGCUAAACAGGACUGUGCCCAAACUAACUCAGGGGCAUGGAUAUGUGUACAGCCAUAAGGAAAGUCAUUUGUGGAAGAAGGAUGAUUGGAUGGAAGGCGUCGGAGCCUAUGUGAUCGAUCCAAUGACGGAUGAGGUAGAAACAUUUCGGAUGUUCUAUCUGAGUGGCAGGAAUGAACAGAUGACGAAAUAUCACAUUCGAGAUGUACGACCAUUCUUGAAAGCUAUUCUUCCUGGAAAACUCCUGUUCCUUUCGGUACAACACUCCCUCGUAAACUCGUCAGAUCUAUCUUGGGUAUUCGACGAGCUAGAGGCGUUUGCGUUUGGUUCUGUUUCCGGACAAGGGUUAUUCCGAAAGGUACAGGAUGGUGACGCCUACGUCAUGAUAGCGAAGGCAGGGGAUCCAUCGUUUACUAUUGAACGUAAACACAACGGUUCAUUGAGCAAAAUAUCUUCAAUAUCAGCGAAGUGUACCAAUUGGAACAAGAGACGGAAGUACAUUGUUGAGAGUUACAUCGACAAGUUGGAGAAAUGGAAGUCGCAUAUUGACCUUCGUAUCCUGGAUACUGAUUACGCUUACCCCAAACUCGACGUUAUUGAUGACGUCACAUCAUGGGAUGUUGGAGAUUCAGUGGUGUUGACUUCGACUGAUUUUAAAUGGGAACAAGCAGAAGAGGCGACGGUGGUACCGUGUUUGGAGUGUAAAUCUCACCAGCUGAGAAUUGACUUAGAGACGAAGUACACCCACUGGGGAGAAAUGAUAAACAAUGUAGACUGUCGUGGGGAAGUGGCAAUGUUAUCUCGAAAUAUAGUCCUACAGGGACAGGUAGAGGAUGCAUGUCCCCCAGAGAACGGGAACUGUGACGCCUACCCCUACGAUACGUUUGGGGCACAUAUGAGGAUUCAGCCUAAUUUCUGGAGUGUCCAUGUACAAGGUGUGGAAAUAAAACAUUUUGGAUCGCAAACGGAAUUGAGAAGAUAUCCUAUCCAUUUCCACAUGUCCGGAGACGUGGAUGAUCAAGUGAGAUAUCCAAACCCGCCUUACGUGGUCAACAACUCUAUACACCACACCUUCGCCAGGUGUUUGGUCGUCCACGCUACACACGGAUUACAGGUAAAAGAUAAUGUAUGCUAUGAUUGUCUUGGGCAUGCGUUUUAUAUCGAGGACGGAGGAGAGAAGAGAACGGUUUUAGAUGGUAACCUUGGAGCCAGCACAAGGAAAGGAUCGCUAAUCCCCGCAGACACAACUCCGUCGACCUUCUGGAUCACUAACCCUCUGACUUUCGUGCGUAACAAUGUUGCCGCCGGAAGUGAAAACACCGGAUUUUGGUUUGUUUUCCCUGACUCGCCGAUUGGACUCUCAAAGGGCCUUGGUUUCAUGGCGAAAGACGAGGCAAGGAGGACGGCUAUAUCAGAGUUUAGUAAUAAUGUGGCUCACUCUAACUACGUGCACGGGGUAAACAUUGACCAAAAGUUGCUUGCUAAUUUUUCUAUCGGUUCCACCAAUGCUUACGAGCCAAAAGAGGAUCCGCUGAAUGAGAUGUCACCGGAUAAAGAAGUAUUAAUAGACAGACUUACAUGUUUCAAGAACAACAUGCACAAUGCCUGGAUACGUGGAGGUCAAAUACACAUAACACGAUCAUCGUUUGCAGAUAGCGCUAAGGCGUUAACAUUCGCACGGAAUGGGGAACAAGUUCAAUUUCUAACUGACUCGGUAAUCAUUGGAGAGAGUGCUAAUGUCGGUGAUGAUACGAAGUUGUACAACAUGUCAAGCAAGCAGUGGUUCUCUGUUCCACGGUCAAUGUCUAUACCUUGGGAUAUACAUCACCCUGUCAUGGGAUUCACUGUCUAUGACGGCCCUAUUCAUCUUAACAACAUAUGGUUCGGUGGCUUUGGGAUCAAUCCUAAUUACACUCUGAGCGCUAUAGGUUUCCAGCUCCAAAACAAGUUUCCAAGCUCCCCUGUUACGUCAGUCUCCCGGCUAAUGUUCGGCUUCGACGAUGAGGUUCUGGUGGGUAAACGUAUAUAUGACGGUAAUGCCCAGAAAGCAGGUUAUGCUAAGUUUGCCGGCGACCAGGGGGCGACUUGUAGAGACACGGACGGGUCUCUAACCUCCAUACCAGGCUCACAGGUGGUGAAGCCAGAUCCCAUUUUAUACAACCGCGUCCUGCCUUUACCGUGGCAACUGGAAUAUGGCAAUUUGUCCCCAUAGGUAUGGUAAGCUCAUGAUUCACGUUUCGCAUGCUGAUGACAAGGACAUCCAUCCCAUCAUGGUUCGUGACGACUUGCCAGAUGUGAGUGAGACGAUUAGCGAAUAUGCAUACCAUCCCCAGUAUCUAGUGGUUCUUGGAGAAAAUUAUAGCUACACCCUACAUUGGAGUUCAAGGGUACCACGCAAGUUUGUGUUGGAGGGACUAGGAGUAGAAAAGGAUUAUCCUCUCCGAAUCGCGGUAUGUUUACCCAGGGAUGCGACGUUUGACCUGAAAUCGUGGUCACCAGUGUGGCGAGCGGAUUUAUCACACUGGACACAGGUUAAUAGUUCCAGUGUCUUAUCAAAUGAAACAGACGGCGGCCAAUAUUACUGGGAUACAGAUGUCGGAUUGCUGUUCAUACAGUUACAAAGUACCAGUAAGCGCACGGAGACCGUAGUGAAAGACUGCAGCGGGUUGUGUCCGGUUAUACAGAUUACAAUCAAGUCAGGCGACCUCACCGAUUCCGAUUGCAGAACGAGGGCCUACCCAAAAUAUCGUAAAAUAAUGACAGAAAAACAGAAAGGUACAUUCGAAAAGAUUCUGGAAGGAAAACAGUUGAAGCCACCGAUAGAUGUUGGAGCUGGAUCGUCUAGACCUUUUCCGUCAAGACUGUCGAGUCUAAGGACAAACUGCUGCCAGAAAACGUG
Molecule: messenger RNA, 3410 nt
Organism: Pecten maximus
Lineage: Eukaryota; Metazoa; Mollusca; Bivalvia; Pectinida; Pectinidae
Product: cell surface hyaluronidase-like
Exons: 24
Coding region: 60-2723 (887 amino acids)
Source: RefSeq, a predicted model, not a curated record